Phycodurus eques (leafy seadragon) is the source of this 2097-nucleotide messenger RNA. It is a transcript of the gene mmp17a, whose product is annotated as matrix metallopeptidase 17a. Bases 273 to 2024 code for a protein of 583 amino acids. The record is from RefSeq and is a predicted model, not a curated record. NCBI's taxonomy places the organism in Eukaryota, Metazoa, Chordata, Actinopteri, Syngnathiformes, Syngnathidae. Gene Ontology annotation, molecular function: zinc ion binding; metalloendopeptidase activity. The transcript is spliced from 10 exons. Gene Ontology annotation, cellular component: extracellular matrix. Gene Ontology annotation, biological process: collagen catabolic process; extracellular matrix organization; proteolysis.
ACAGGUGUGAUGCUUGGCACCUGUUUAAUGUAUUUUAUGUGUUUGCGCUCCACAGUGAGGUAGACUAAUUUUGGACAUUUUUGCUCUUGUUGCGGGACUUUUUUGUUGUUGUUAUUAUUAUUUUUAAAUCUCGUUAGUUGUUGCUGCCCGUGUUGUCGUUCGAGCCCUGCCGUACCAACCAGGUUUUAAGGGCGUAAUUUUUCUCUCUCUCGCUUUUGCCAAGUGUCCGAGGAAUAUAUAUAUAUGUAUAUAUAUAUAUAUGUGUGUGGAGAAUGAUGCUGCUGCUGCUGGUGCUGGUGUCCACUCUUCGGCUGCUGCCUCUGAGCGAAGCGGCUCCCCCGCAGACCGAGAGGGAGGACACGGGGGUGGACUGGCUGAGCAAGUUUGGUUACCUCCCGCCCCCGGACCCUGUGACUGGCCAGCUUCAGACCAAGGAGGCCCUGACAAAGGCCAUCAAAGCCAUGCAGAAGUUCGGCGGGCUCAAGGAGACCGGAGUCUUCGACCAAGCCACAUUGGGACUAAUGAAAACCCCCAGAUGUUCUCUGCCUGAUGUGCCUGUGGCUGAGGGGACAAUGGGCCGCAGGAAACGCAGCCUGACCACUCAGAACAAAUGGACGAAGAGGCAUCUAUCUUGGAGAGUGAGGACGUUCCCAAAGGACUCGGCUUUACUGGGCAGGGACACCGUUCGAGCCCUCAUGUAUUACGCCUUGAAAGUCUGGAGUGACAUCGCACCUCUCAACUUCCACGAGGUGGCAGGAAGCGACGCCGACAUUCAGAUCGACUUCACUAAGGCCGACCACAAUGAUGGAUAUCCCUUUGACGGGCCCGGAGGCACAGUGGCCCAUGCUUUUUUCCCUGGAGAGAGGUUCACCGCUGGGGAUACGCACUUCGACGACGACGAGGCUUGGACCUUCAGAUCACCAGACUCUCACGGGAUGGACCUGUUUGCAGUCGCCGUCCAUGAGUUUGGUCACGCCAUCGGCCUGGUGCACACCUCAGCCAUGGAGUCCAUCAUGAGACCGUACUACCAGGGUCCUGUCGGAGACCCUCUCAAGUACGACUUACCCUAUGAAGACAAGGUCCGCGUCUGGCAGCUCUAUGGUGUCAGAGACUCUGUGUCCCACACCACUCAACCCGGCAACCCGUCCCAGACAGCAGAACCUCCAGUCCUGCUGGACCUCCCGGAAAACAGAUCGUCUGUCUUGUUGGUGCGAGAUUCCCCAGACAGAUGCGCCGGUCACUUUGAUGCCGUUGCCCAAAUACGAGGGGAGGCCUUCUUUUUUAAAGGAAAGUACUUCUGGCGACUAACACGAGAGAAGAACCUGGUGUCUCUUCGUCCGGCUCACAUCCAUCGAUUCUGGAGAGGCCUUCCCCCCAACGUCGACAGCGUGGACGCUGUGUAUGAGAGGCCCGGCGAUCACAAAAUAGUUUUUUUUAAAGGUAUAAAGUACUGGGUAUUUAAAGACAAUAUUGUGGAGGAGGGUUACCCGCGUCCAAUCAGCGACUUCGGCUUGCCUUUGGAGAGCGUGGAAGCGGCCUUUGUGUGGCUCCACAAUGAGAAGACCUACUUCUUCAAGGACAACCGCUACUGGCGCUACGACGACCACCUGAGGCGCAUGGAUCUGGGCUACCCUAAGGACAGCGCGUUGUGGAAGGGGCUGCCCCCGCACCUGGACGAUGCCAUGAGGUGGUCUGAUGGUUCAUCAUACUUCUUCAAGGGGAAGGAGUACUGGCGAGUGCCAAGCAGCGACAUGGAGGUGGAGGCGGACUACCCUCGCCUUAUUGCCAAAGACUGGCUGCUGUGCACCGACAUGCAAUCGGACUCGCCGGGCGCGGAGGCCAAGAGCACCGAGAGCCGAGCCAACGCGCACCCUCGCCCGGACCACGCCGAGAACGGCUACGAGGUGUGCUCGUGCACCUCGGACGGCGCCUCGCCUUUAGGGCCCCGGCCCUCGCCGUCUCCCUUGUGGCUGCUACCGCCCCUCUGGACGCUCUCGCUGGCCCUUGGCCCUCUGCCGCUAUGAUGCCAAAACACAAGAAGUACUUAAGACUCACUGGUAGACAUCCAGCUUACACUCAACACGGAACAUUUUCUUU